Lampris incognitus (smalleye Pacific opah) is the source of this 1124-nucleotide messenger RNA. RefSeq names its product mitochondrial ribosomal protein S15 (gene mrps15). NCBI's taxonomy places the organism in Eukaryota, Metazoa, Chordata, Actinopteri, Lampriformes, Lampridae. Gene Ontology annotation, biological process: translation. The record is from RefSeq and is a predicted model, not a curated record. The coding region runs from base 131 to 934 and encodes 267 amino acids. Gene Ontology annotation, molecular function: structural constituent of ribosome. Gene Ontology annotation, cellular component: ribosome. The transcript is spliced from 8 exons.
GCUCGUCCGUCGUUUAGUUAGGUCUAGUCAAAAUGGCGGCGCUCCUGUAGGCGGUACGGGCGGCUGUCCCGGCCACAUCUUCGUGACUUUAGCGAUUAUUAUUUAGUGUUUGCGGUUUCCCCGGUCGGCCAUGUUCACCGGCGUGGCUUUACGGACGCUUGUGAAAUGUUCAGCCGCGGCUCUGCGGGGGAGUGGCGGAGCGUUGUCCAAGCUAGCGGGGGGGGCGUGCUGCGGUCUGCCCUCCAGAAGCUGGACGUGCACCUCCGCUUUAAAUGCAGCGCUUGGGAACAACUGCGUUGCCGGAGGCGUUGCCUUUCAGCCGGCUGUGAGGCAUUACGCUCGGGGCACAAGCAGGAAGAAGCCAGUAAUCGAGAGCCAGCUGAGCGAUCUUCCCCCAACAAUGCUGAAGAUGGAUUACGCUGCUGUUCCCCUCGCUCAAACGACUGAUGACAUUGUCAGAAGACUUCUUUCCUUGGAAUUUGCAAACCAUCGGGACAGACUACAGCUAAAAAAGGAGCAGCUGAUUGCCAAGGUCCAGAGAGAUGAGACUGACCGCAGCUCAGUUGAGGUCAAGGUGGCCAUUUUAACGGCAAGAAUCAGAAACUAUCAGGAGCAUCUGCAAAAACAUCACAAGGACAAAGCUAAUAAAAGACGGAUGCUCAUGGCCAUUGACCGCAGGAAGAAGCUUUUGAAGAACCUGCGGUUGGUUAACUACGAUACCUUUGAGCGGCUCUGCCAGCAGCUAGACAUCACCUACACCUUCCCUCCAGAGUAUUACAGACGUCUGACCCGCCGCUGGGUUGCCAAAAAGGCUCUGUGUAUCAAGGUCUUCAAAGAGGUGCAGAAACAGAAAGCGGAGCUGAAGAUGAAGAUGAAGCAGGCCCAGGCUGGUACGACAGCGGGGACGGCCAAAACAGACACGAAAGCCCAGUAAAAGGCAGCACAUUCAACCCUUAUUGGAAGAAAUCUUUCUCCCGAGCAAAACCUUCUGUUUGUCUGUGUUAUCUGUGUCGUCUGGGGCGAUCCGUGUUGAAAAAGUGAUUUCUCGUUUUGACUUUCAAGGUGAUGUAAAGCCUCUGAAAUAAAGUGAUCUGAGACCCCGGUAUUGAAGUGAACUUGCAUGU